Messenger RNA from Saxophila tyrrhenica, 2037 nucleotides. RefSeq lists its product as uncharacterized. Bases 1 to 2037 code for a protein of 678 amino acids. The record is from RefSeq and is a predicted model, not a curated record. Lineage: Eukaryota; Fungi; Ascomycota; Dothideomycetes; Mycosphaerellales; Extremaceae. The transcript has a single exon.
AUGCAGAGCAUUUUCCGGUUACCUUGGUGCAGUGAUCCUAUCGCGCCUAAGUCCGACCAUGCCGUGCUGGAGAAGAUGCGCGCAUCGCCUGUGGUAGAAAUACCGGCGCUGCAGAAGCUCAAGCGCAAGCGGACGAACAGCUCGGAGAUGUCGCCAUCUCGGGCGCAGGACAACAAGAAGGCGCGAACUGGUCACUAUGAACUACCGCCGAUUCAGGUCUCGAACUUUCAAGCAGGCGGCAAGCCUAGCUUUACAGAAACCCCUGCACAGAUAUCAGAGGCGAGCCCUGCAUUGAAUGCUCCCGCUAUGCCGGCGCGUCCGGAUACUGAACGGCAUUCACCAAAUGCUGGAUCCCUCAGGAUGACUGGCCAGCAAACACCUCCCAAACCUGCGGAUACUCCGCGAGAGACGAACGUGAUGGCGUUGCAAGUGCCUGCAUCUGAAGACGCCAAGGGCUACACGCCUCUCCAGCAAGUCAUCGAAAAUGAGUUCAACAUGCAAAUUUUAAUGAAGCACAACGAGCUUCGUUUAAUCGAGCAGGAACUCGCCAAAUGUCAGACCGCUCUGGAGCAACUGCGACGAUGCGAACUGCGACCUUAUCCAGGCAGCGAACGACCAUCUGAAGCACUGACUUCUGGUACUGGUCCAGCGGUUGCACCACCUCCCGGUUUCACCCGGCCGAGUCAUCCCGCGCCGCAUGGCGUGACAGAUGGGCCUUACUCUCGCCACUACAAACACUGGCUAUUGCAAGAUCCGCAAUUCGACUCGGUGCCUGUUCAAUCUCUGCAGCCUGAAGCAGCCGCGCGACCAACGCGCAACAGUGGGCCAACCAGCAGAAGAUUGGUUAACCAGGCGUUUUCGUUCCCAGGCCGGCCUUCGGAACGGCUACCCGCGAUACCGAAUUAUCCUCCGCCAGCACCAGCCAAGGACAGGAACUUACCCAACGUGCUGCGGCGGUCCACUGAUGGCAAGCUGGUGAAGCUCAUCUGCAAUAACUGCCAGCGUGGCAACUUCUCCAGCAUCCAAGGCUUCUUGAACCACUGCCGGAUAGCACACAAGGUCGAUUACAAGUCGCACGAUGCUGCGGCGAUAGAUUGCGGUCAGCCUCUUGACGAGUCUGAAGCUGCGACGCUACCGCCCGAGACGCAGCAUACCCCUGUACCGAAGCCACCACCAAGUCGAGCUCCCGCUGCUGCUGCUCCGUCCACUUCCACGCCGCAUCGCGCAAACUUCGUCCAUCCAUUCAACAGCUCGACCGGCUCUUCAGUGAAACUCAACCAGCCUCGGCAUCCUAUCGCACCCCGUCAACCCGUGCAAAGCCUCAGCUCAGCAACAUCCACCACUGCCCAGUCAUCUUUCACGCCUGCCGCCCAGCUACCCCGCCUGUCCGCGCAUUUUGCCAAGCAUCAUGUGGGUGGCGAUUUGGCCAAAGCGGCAGAGGAGGCGAAGCAGAAGAUCGAUCUCAGCAGCGAGGAGCUUCCGUCACCAGCAUUUUCCGAGCAACCCUCACCCUCUGGCACACCAACCGGCGCCCGCUCACUCGCCACUGCUGGACGUACCGGCACACUCGGCAUCAACAGCGGCUCCAUCCCACGCCCACCAAGCCGUAAAGGCUUCCGACAAAUAAUGCCGCAAUCGAAAGCCCGCCCAUCACCACUGGCGCCCAUGCCGCCCAACGAUUCCUCAACCAUCAAGCACGAACACGAACACAGUGAGAGCCCAGCAUCUCCACACUCCCACGACCACAGCAUAGAACUCAGUCCUCACACUGCUGACAGCAACCCGGGCUUAGUCUCCGACCACGAAGACGACGACGAGCACGGCUCCGCGUCCGAGUCCGAGGAAGGCCCUGCGCCGCAUUCUCCCGCUACGCGGCCCAUACCGGUUCCUGGAAACAGGACCUCUUGUGCUGAUAACGUGGAGAUCGACGUCGCGGUGGACGGGGAGGAGGUUGAGCGGGAUGGGGUGGUGAUUCGACGAAAUAGUGUUUCGGACGAGGGGGGGAAAUUUGGUGCGUCGGGGAAGAGGGGUGUGUGA